AUGACCUGUCUAUCAUUCUUAUGUGGACAAAAUUCAGCAACAGGCGAUCCAGAGCUUGGGGAUGAGCUCUCAGGACUGCAAAAUGUUAUUCUAUACUCAUACAAGGAGUUGGCAAUUGCAACCAAUGAUUUUAGUCUAGCGAAUAAAAUUGGGGAGGGAGGAUUUGGUUCCGUCUAUAAGGGAAAACUUAAGAAUGGGCAGAUGGCUGCAAUUAAGGUUCUCUCUGCUGAAUCGAGACAAGGAGUGAGAGAGUUCUUGACGGAGAUUCAAGUGAUUUCAGAUAUAGAGCAUGAAAAUCUAGUCAAGCUUUAUGGUUGUUGUGUGGAACGGAAUCAAAGAAAUAGUAUUUACAACUACCUUGAGAAUAACAGUCUAGCAAAGACACUUCUUGGUGGAGGUUACUGGGUCUGCAGCAUCCAUUUUAAGACAAAUCCGCUCAUUUGA
This is a messenger RNA of Salvia miltiorrhiza (redroot sage), 444 nucleotides long. Its product is annotated as cold-responsive protein kinase 1-like. The record is from RefSeq and is a predicted model, not a curated record. Gene Ontology annotation, molecular function: ATP binding; protein kinase activity. The transcript has a single exon. Bases 1 to 444 code for a protein of 147 amino acids. NCBI's taxonomy places the organism in Eukaryota, Viridiplantae, Streptophyta, Magnoliopsida, Lamiales, Lamiaceae. Gene Ontology annotation, biological process: protein phosphorylation.